Molecule: messenger RNA, 360 nt
Organism: Prunus armeniaca (apricot)
Lineage: Eukaryota; Viridiplantae; Streptophyta; Magnoliopsida; Rosales; Rosaceae
Source: the annotation of a GenBank genome assembly
AUGGCAACUUCAUCUACCAUAAUAUCGUCUUCUCUCCUUCCCACCAGAGUUUUAACAGCAAAUUCUCAAAACCAGCAACUCCGCCUUUUACGUAAUGGGGCUUUGCCUGGCACAGCCUCCAAGAGAAGUGCUGCCUUCAGAGUUCAAGCUGCCAAGCUUCCUGCUGGGGUGGUGGUGCCAAAAGUAGAGCCAAAAUUUGAGGCCCCCUUCCUUGGGUUCACCAGGACUGCAGAAAUAUGGAACUCUAGAGCUUGCAUGAUUGGACUUAUUGGAACUUUCAUUGUAGAAUUGAUAUUGAACAAAGGAAUAUUACAGUUGAUUGGAGUGGAAAUUGGAAAAGGUCUUGAUAUUCCUCUGUGA